AUGGCAAAACGAAAAGCCAAGGACCUGGGGGAGGAAGAGCCGGCUGAGGAGCCGCGGCGGUCCAGUCGCCGAAAACCGACCGCGACAGAGAAAGUCCAGAAACAAAAGCCCGGCAAGAAGAUUCCGAGUGGAGUCGUCAGCCAAGAACAUGAAGUUGUCGAAUCAAAGCCUACAGAGUCAGAUGCACCAAAGGCAUCCACUCGCCAGUACUGGCUCAUGAAAGCCGAGCCUGAGAGUCGUCUGGAGAAGGGACACGACAUCAAAUUCUCAAUCGAUGAUCUUGCAGCGAAGACCGAGCCCGAGCCUUGGGAUGGAAUCCGAGCAUAUCCAGCACGUAACAAUCUACGCGCGAUGAAGAAAGGAGAUCUAAGUUUCUUCUACCAUUCGAGUUGCAAAGUUCCCGCUAUUGUUGGAAUCAUGGAAAUUGUUCAAGAGCACUCCCCUGAUCGUAAGGCCCCCUCCUCAUGUUCACCUGCUCUUCUCCCCCACGCGAUGAACGCCAACACCCCCCUAGUCUCCGCCCAUGACCCGGAUGCGCCGUACUACGACCCCUCCUCCUCCCCGGAUAACCCCAAGUGGUCCGUCGUGCACGUCGUCUUCCGCCAGAAACUCAAGACGCCCAUCACGCUGAAAGACCUCCGCGCCUUUCAAGCGGAGAAGGGCAAUCCGCUAGAGAACAUGCAGAUGUUGAAGCUUACGCGCUUGAGCGUUAGCAGGGUCAGCCAAGGCGAAUGGGAUUUCUUGACCUCGGUCAUGGAGAAGAAUGGCGACAAGGUCCUGCAGGAUUGA
Molecule: messenger RNA, 789 nt
Organism: Amorphotheca resinae ATCC 22711
Lineage: Eukaryota; Fungi; Ascomycota; Leotiomycetes; Helotiales; Amorphothecaceae
Exons: 4
Coding region: 1-789 (262 amino acids)
Cellular component (GO): nucleus
Source: RefSeq, a predicted model, not a curated record